AUGGGCGAUUUGAUCAGGGACCCCUCACCAGUCCCGUUGCGGAGGGAAGAACGGCAAAAUCAGUUGUUCCUUGGAACCUUUGUCCACUCGAAGACGCGCGAGAAGCUGGAGUACCUUCACAACACGGCCGUCUGCGUCGACGCUACAGGAACCAUUGUCGCUGUCGAGACGUGCGGGAGCCGGAGGGAAGCUGAGGAGGUGAUCUUCCCCCGACUUGGGUGGACCAAGGGGGAUGUGCGGGUGCACGUGGGAGAGGAGGGGCAGUUCUUCUUCCCUGGGUUUAUCGACACCCACGUCCACGCAUCGCAGUACCCCAAUGUAGGUAUCUUUGGCAAAUCGACGCUGCUGGACUGGUUAAACACAUACACAUUUCCUCUUGAGUCAAGCCUCAAGGAUUUGAAAAAGGCGAAGAGGGUGUACACGUCAUGCGUGAAGCGCACCCUCGCCCACGGGACGACAACGUCCGCUUACUAUGCCACCAUCGACGUCGCCGCUACCAACCUCCUAGCAGACAUCUGCCUCAAUCUGGGACAGAGAGCAUUUGUUGGCAGGGUAUGUAUGGACCGACCGAGUCUUUGCCCUGAUUUCUACAAAGACGAGUCCGCGGAUGAUAGUUUGCGGAAUACGAGGGAAACAGUGGAGCACGUACGCUCGAUCGACCCUGACUUUGAACUUAUCGCACCGAUUCUGACGCCUCGGUUCGCCCCCUCGUGUACUGAAGAUGCAAUGAAAGGGCUUGCAAGGAUGCAAAAGGAGCUGAAUGUGCUUGUGCAGACGCACAUAUCGGAGAACCAAGGCGAGAUCGAGCUUGUUGCCGAGCUCUUCCCCGAGAGCGAAAGCUACACGGCCGUGUAUGAUGACUGCGGCCUGCUGAGUGAGAAGACGAUUCUUGCGCACGCGAUUCACCUUUCCGAGAAGGAAGCGAACACGAUUGCCGAGCGGGGGUCCAAGGUCUCACAUUGCCCUUGCAGCAACAGCUCCAUCACCAGUGGUGCGGCGAGAGUCAGGUGGCUGUGGGACAAGGGAAUCGAUGUGGGUUUGGGAACUGAUAUGAGCGGAGGUUACAGCCCGAGUAUUUUGGAAGCUGCGAGACAGGCUGCACUUGUUUCGAGACACGUUGCCAUGGGACUAGAGGGGGCUGAGAAGGAAAGGGCGAAGCUCACGGUCGAGGAAGUUUUGUAUCUUGGCACAAGAGGCGGCGCAAAAGUUGUCGGAUUAGGAUCCAAGGUUGGCGGGUUUGACGUCGGUAUGCAAUGGGAUGCGCAGCUUAUUGGGCUGCCUUUGGUUGAUGAAGAGGGGGAAGUCGAGAAUGAUUCGAAUGUCGACGUAUUUGGUUGGGAGAAUUGGGAGGAACGGAUUGCCAAAUGGGUUUACAAUGGGGAUGAUCGGAACACGAAAUCUGUUUGGGUAAAGGGGAGAUUGGUCCAUUCAAGGAAGUAG
Messenger RNA from Colletotrichum truncatum, 1440 nucleotides. Its product is annotated as guanine deaminase. Gene Ontology annotation, biological process: guanine catabolic process. The record is from RefSeq and is a predicted model, not a curated record. Lineage: Eukaryota; Fungi; Ascomycota; Sordariomycetes; Glomerellales; Glomerellaceae. Gene Ontology annotation, molecular function: guanine deaminase activity; zinc ion binding. Gene Ontology annotation, cellular component: cytosol.